AUGACUGCGAUAAGUCUCGCCUCAGCGCUGCUGGCUUUCACGGGAGCGGCUUCCGCAAGCCACGCCUUCUAUGUCGGCAAGAAUCUCACAGCAGAUGGGUCCGUUCUUGUCGGAGGCACCGGUGAGGAAGUGAGCAGCCAUUGGCUCGAAAUCUUCCCAGCGAAAGACCAUGCUUUGAACGAGACCAUCACGGUUGGUGUUACCGAGGACGCUGUACUUCCAGGAGAAUUGAUCCAGAUACCGCAAGUGGCCCAUACCUUCCGGUACAUGUCAAUGGAAUACUCGGACUUUGAGGGUUUCCCGGCACCAUUAACUAAUGGCGGACUGAACGAGAAAGGUAUCACUGUCCGAGAUGUCUGGUCCGACUCGAGGACGGAACUUUACGAUAUGACACCGAAUCCACAACGAGGACUGCAGUACAGUGAUCUUGCCCGCAGAGUCUUAGAACGAGCCAGCACAGCCCGGGAGGGCAUCGAGAUCAUGGGCGAUCUGAUCGCGGAGUACGGCUACGCCGAUUAUGGAGGCAAUUCGCAUCUUGUGGCGGACCACAACGAAGGCUGGGUGAUGUUGCAAUUUUCCGGAGGCAAAGGACUCUGGGCCGCGGAACGAUUGGGCGAGAACACUGUGCGAGUCCUCUACCCGGGAUAUAUCGAGGACUUUCCGACUGACUACAUGACCAACAACACCGACUACAUGGGUUCUCCGAAUCUGGUCUCAUUCGCUGUGGAGCAGGGAUGGUGGGACCCGAAAGGCUCCGAGCCAUUCAACAUCUUCAAAGUCUACGGAGUCCAAGGCAACUACACUGCCCGCGACGGAGGCUUCAAAUACAUGUCGCAAGCAGCGCUAGAAGAAGCGACUCUCGCCAUGGUACCUCUGACGGAAGAGAAACUCAUGGAACGUGUGCGAGACUACCGCAUCUCCGACGACGAAGCUGGAUAUGGCCAGAUUGUGAGCCUUCGAGCUGGGACUGAUUGCGAUCUUCUGCGCAUGUGGAACGCUCCAAUUGGCUCCGUUACUGCUCCUUUCAUUCCGACUUGGCUUGGGGUGACUUCGGUGCCGCCGGAGUACGGUCAACAUCGAUAUCUUACAACAGGUGCUUCGUCCUCUUUCUUGAAUCCUGAUUUCGAAUUACAGGAGGCGAGUCUGUUCGCUGGGCGUGUGUUCAAGCGCGUACUAUAUUACACUUGCUCGGACCCGGAGAACUAUCUAACAAGAGUGCAAAAUAUACUGAGAGGAGUGGAAAACGCUUCGCGGAGUGACAUUGAGGUUUACGAAAAAGCCGCCGCUGCUCUCAUCACCACCGGUGACCGAGAAGCCGCUAAGCAAAUAUUGACGUCCUUCUACCACGCUCGUGCAGCGGACGCUCUUUCCGCCGGCCAAACACUAGCUGAGAUGCUUGAUCUUGAGAUCAAGAUGACGGGACACUGGCGCUCGCCGAUCGGCACUCAGAUCAAUGAUGCAGGAGAGGGAGCGGAGACCGUGAACUGUCUUGUUGGAUUGGAUCCUGAUCAGCCUGCUUGGAAGCAGCCGCCUCAUCCCAUGAGGAAACGGGCUGCGAAGAAGAGUCGUGGUGCUGGCUGA
Molecule: messenger RNA, 1581 nt
Organism: Zymoseptoria tritici IPO323
Lineage: Eukaryota; Fungi; Ascomycota; Dothideomycetes; Mycosphaerellales; Mycosphaerellaceae
Exons: 1
Coding region: 1-1581 (526 amino acids)
Biological process (GO): proteolysis
Molecular function (GO): cysteine-type exopeptidase activity; dipeptidase activity
Source: RefSeq, a predicted model, not a curated record